AUGAAUAGACAACCAUACAUCAAGUAUGUGGCGUUUGCAUUGACUUUGCUACUAGUGUUUACGCUAACACACAGAUCAAACACACGUACUGUUACCAUUAUCCAACAACAACAGCUGCCGCUGGAUUCGCAAAGCAAGGGUGAAUUGGUUGAUCAGGAAAAUGCAAAAUUGAAUCUGGGGGAACUUGGCAACACCAAGAAGCCAGUUGAUGUGGUUCAACCCGGUGGAAAGGUUAAGGCUACGUUUGUCACUUUGGCACGUAACUCUGAGCUAUACAAGUUGAUCAAGUCGAUUCGUGAAGUUGAGGAUCGUUUUAAUAGAAAGUAUAAUUACGAUUGGGUUUUCUUGAAUGACCAGGAGUUUACUGAAGAGUUUAAAGAAUUGACCUCGGCCAUUGUAUCGGGAAACACCAAGUAUGGGUUGAUACCCAAGGAGCAUUGGUCGUACCCUUCGUGGAUUGACCAGGAGAAGGCACGCAAGGCUAGAGAAAAGAUGCAUGCGGAAAAGAUAAUUUAUGGAGGUUCAGAGUCUUAUAGAUUUAUGUGUCAUUAUGAGAGUGGGUAUUUUUACAAAAGUGAAUUGUUGGAUGAAUACGAUUGGUACUGGCGGGUUGAGCCAGAUAUCCACAUAAACUGUGAUAUAAAUUAUGAUGUGUUUCAAUACAUGGAGGAUCACAAUAAGGUUUAUGGGUUUACUGUGUCGCUUUACGAGUUUAAAAAUACGAUUCCAACAUUGUGGGACCACACCAAAAAGUUUAUUCAAGAGAAUCCACAAUAUCUUGCAAAGGAUAACUUUAUGGAUUUUAUUAGUGAUGAUGGUGGAGAAACUUAUAACUUGUGUCAUUUUUGGACAAACUUUGAAGUUGCCUCUUUAAAGUUUUGGAGAUCUGAAGCAUAUAACAAAUACUUUGAUUAUUUAGACAAGCAAGGUGGGUUCUUUUAUGAGCGGUGGGGAGAUGCGCCAAUCCACUCGAUUGCUGCAGCAUUGUUUUUACCACGCGAUAAGAUUCAUUAUUUUGGAGAUGUUGGAUAUAGACACGGUGUUUAUGGCCAAUGUCCUUUGAACAAGGACUUUAGAUAUGACCACAAGUGUACGUGUAAUCCCGAGGAUGAUUUCACGUUUAGGUCAUACUCGUGUGGUAAGAGGUAUUAUGAUUUGAUGAAGUUGGAUAAACCCAAGGAAUGGGCAAAUUACCAAUAA
Molecule: messenger RNA, 1200 nt
Organism: Lodderomyces elongisporus
Lineage: Eukaryota; Fungi; Ascomycota; Pichiomycetes; Serinales; Debaryomycetaceae
Gene: KRE2
Product: glycosyltransferase family 15 protein
Exons: 2
Coding region: 1-1200 (399 amino acids)
Biological process (GO): cell wall mannoprotein biosynthetic process; protein N-linked glycosylation; protein O-linked glycosylation
Cellular component (GO): membrane; Golgi apparatus
Molecular function (GO): alpha-1,2-mannosyltransferase activity
Source: RefSeq, a predicted model, not a curated record